Zophobas morio is the source of this 4547-nucleotide messenger RNA. RefSeq names its product WASH complex subunit 2-like. Lineage: Eukaryota; Metazoa; Arthropoda; Insecta; Coleoptera; Tenebrionidae. Bases 167 to 4387 code for a protein of 1406 amino acids. The record is from RefSeq and is a predicted model, not a curated record. The transcript is spliced from 3 exons.
AAAUCAAAGACACCAUCUGCACCACGGCGAAAUACGACAUGCAAGAUUUACACGUGAUUUUUAAUUUUCUGUUUUUUUAAAAUUCUUGUGAUAGCGGUUAUUGUUAUUUAAAGUAAAUUUUAGUGUUACGUUUUGCACCCCAGUGUUAUUUUUAUAAGGUCCAAAAAUGCCUAGAAAGACCCCCGUGAGAGAAUUACAAAAAGAAGAACCAGUAAUUGGUUCUCCUCUUCGAAGAUCAAGUCGUUUAAAUAAUAGUUCCCCAGUUCCUACUAAAGUGAUAAGUCGAAGAAAUUCCGCUUCUGAAACGUCUACGUCUACCCCGGUGGUAACCAGAAGCAGACGAUCUUCAUUCAGUCAAGAAAUACAACCCGGUGAAGACCCACAAGCUGACAAGAAAAAAACAACUUCAACUGUCAGAACUAGAAGAAGUUCACUAACGCAAAGCAACGAUGCUCAGACACCAGUAGAAACUACUGCAAAAACAAGAGCUAGAUCUUCAUCAAAAGAAUCUGACCAAGUUCCAGAAGUGAAAAAGGCAACAGGACGUAGAAGAUCUAUUACUGAAGAUUCUGAAAACGGUCAAGAUGCUUCUAAGAAAAUUACUAGAUCUCGAAGUAGUUCUGCAACUAAAAAGAACGAGAACGCGGAUGUUCCAGCUAGCACUCCAAUUAAAAAAUCGUCUCCUCCAAGUACCACUGAUGUACUAGAAUCUAUUGAAGAAGCUAAUAAAGAGGUCGAAUCCCCGAGUGGCACGCCAUCCAAAAAGUAUAAAAGAAGGGUUACUGAAGUCAGCAAAAUUGAUUUUGAUCUUAGCAUAAUUAACGAAGCGAGUCUAACAGAUGAAGAGCUUAGUCCACACAAGAAAUCUGCACUUAUGGACAAAUCGGAGGAUCAGCCUAAAAAAUCUAGCAACGAAAAAGAUGUUUUAGAAACUGCAAAAAGUGAAGAUACAUCAGAGAAAGUGGAUACGGAGGAAACAAUCAAAAUAUCUUCAAAGAACGAACCAGAUGUUGAUAGUGAAGUUACAAAGGAAGGUUCCCCUGAUAAAAAAAAUUAUGUCUCCGAAAAACUUGAUUUAACCGUGUCAGAGAGUUCGUUUAAUUUGCAGCUUUCUCCUUUAGAAAACGGUGAUCAGAAUAAAUCUGUUGCAAACAAUAAAGAGAAUAUUUCUCCUAAGGAGUCUGUGUGUGAGCCAAUGGAGGUUGAUGAAGUGUUUGAAGAAUCGUCACCUGUUAAGAAGAAAAUUCUGAAAUCUCCCAAAGUAUCUGCUAACAUCGAAAUCAACGAAGUUGAUAAAAAAAUACAAGUUGCUGCAGAAAUAACUGAUAAAAUGGCUGAAUUUUUGUCUGAAAAAAUUCUUGCAAAUUCGCCCAAAAAUAAACAAGGAAAGACUGAUGGAAAAAAUGAAAAGAAUCUAAGUUUGAAAGAAUCUGACAACGUGAAUGAUACUAAAAACGCCGAAGGGGAAGUAUCAGAGCAAGUGGAAAAAAAUAGUGUUAGCAUGACUGAGGGUGAAGUAGUAGAAGAAAGUAAACUAGUCCAGGAUUUAUCCAGAGAACUUCCAGAAUCCGAAAAAAAAGUUGAAGAAACCCAUGAAGCAAGUUUAACAAAGAAUAAAAGUGAACUGAAUAAGUCUACUGAAAUUAGGAUUGAGGAACAAAGUACUGACAAAGAAUCUUUAAAUGUGAGUUCUAGUACCAAAAUUGAAAAAUCCACGCAGGUAUGUGAACCUAUUGAAAGUGUUAAAUCUAGUCCCAGCAAAGAAAAUCACGAGUCUGAUGUUAUGGACAAUGCUACAGAAAAAAUAAGUACUGAACCGUCAGGCGACCAUCUUGUCAAAGACGCUGCAGAGGAGAAAAGCCCAAGGAAAACACCAUCUAAAGCUGCAUCUAUCAAGCGUAAAUCAGAUUCGUUCCAAGAACAAACAGAACUUACAGAACCUGCAGUCUCUAAAGAUAGUAGCACUUCACCUAAAGUUGCAUCUAUCAAGCGUAAAUCAGAUUCGUUCCAAGAACCUGCAGUCUCUAAAGAUAGUAGCACUUCGCCUAAAGUUCCAUCUAUCAAGCGUAAAUCGGAUUCCUUCCAAGAAAAAACAGCGCCUAGAGAAUCUGAACCUUCUAAAGAUAGUAACAUUUCAGAAACAGCAGUCACUGUGACUAACGAUGAGCCAAUUGUUGAACCUGAAGAACCUUCAACAGUUGAAGAAAAAACAUCCCUAAACAAGGACAGAGAAGAGGAAAUUGAGAAAGACCCUAGUGAAAAAUCUUGCACUGAAGAACAAGUUGUAAAUAGUGAGGAAUCUUCUAGUGACACAGACAACAUUCCAUCAGUGAUAUUAAAAGAAAAAGAACAUAUUAUCGUUUCUAGCCAAAAUGGCUCUAAAGUUCCACGACAAAUAAAAAUUGAAGAAAUUGUUAGCGUGAGCGAAAGUUGUACUGAUGAAGAUUUAGAUUUAGAAGUUAAAACUAUCAAUGAAAAUAAAGCUGCUUCCCCUGGAAAGAGAAGCAGGAAAGAAAAUUGGGUCAGCUUGUGUGACUCAGAUUCAAGUGAUGAAACAUUUACCCCGCAGAAAGAAACAAGCGUUGAUAAAUUAGAUUCGAAAUAUUCCAUAGCAACGCACGGAAAAACACAAAAAGAAAAGAAUCGAUCCGAGUCCAGUUCAGAAGUUGUAGAAUUGACUGAUGGAGAGGAUAGUAAUGAAGUUUUCGAUGAACCCUCUGGCAAAGACGAUACCGAAGCUGUAAAUCAAACUAUAACUGCCGAACCUGAAGAGAACAAAAUUAAGAAGGAGAAAAAAGAUUUGAACCUUAGUACCAGUAGUCUUAAAAAGCGCCCUUCAGACCGGAGAUCAAUUACAUUACAAGAAACAAUUAAGGCAGGUGAUGAUCCAGAAGAAAAAUUAAGCGGACACAUACACAAAGUUGUUGAUUUAUUCUGCGCCAGUAUUAAAAACAAAUCUGAUCUUUCCAUUAAUGUUUCUAUGGAGUACGCAGAACAUGUUUCGGAUUCUGAGGAUGAGAGUGGCAACAUAGAUGUGGUUAAUAUUUCAUUAACAGCAUCUGACUUCAACGAAGUGGUGGUAGAAACUGAAAAAGGAAGCAAGCGACGUAAAGUUUGUCGUGUUAGUGACGCCGAUGUUAAGUCACCGGAAAAACCUCCCACCAACGAAAAUGAGGUUGAACUAACGAGUGACAGCCCCCACGAAAUAUCACAGAAUUCUUCAAUUAUUAAUGAAGGAGAAAAGACCGGUUCGGCGAAGAAACGUAAAAAACGAAAAUCUGAUGCGUUACAAUCCGAAAACAUUGCAGUGAAAACGUCGCCAAAAGUUUCAUUUUCAACUGAUACUGAACAGAAAAGCAAGUCCCCGAAAAAGGGCAAAAAGCGAAGAUCUACAGGCGACCUUUCUGCAUCUGAGAACGAAUUGACUGAACAGAGAGAGCAAAAGACUAGCCCUGUUAAAAAACCAGUUCCUCUUACACCAUUCAAAUCAAGUAAAGAAAUGCAGCCAGAAGACAGCAGCGAAAGUUUUGAAGAAACAUCUGAAGAUGAAGAAAACAACGAAAGCAACAUUUCCAGCUACAAUUUAUUUUCGGCAUCUUUCGAAGACAGCGAUGUUAAUGACCUGUCUUGGAGGCCUGAUGAAGAUGUAGACUCUGAUUCUUCGGAUUCUGAGAUAAAUAUUUCAGAUGUUGAAGAAGAAGAAGAUGUAACAGAUCUGCAAGACGAAUUACCCACUGUUCUAACGACAAAAGAAAGACGAAAAAUCAACUCGCGCAGCUCCAGUGAAGAAACAUCUCCAGGUAGAAAAAUGAAGAAAAUACCACGGAGGAAAUCAACCAGUUUCGCUGAAGAUGCUACUCAAGACCCAGUGAAAGAGACGGAAGAUAAAGUUAAUAAAAAUAAAAAACGCAAACUUUUCCGUCCAAGUACAGCACAUAACUUAUCGCAAGCUUUCGCGUCCAGUGAAACUGAAGAAAAGCCAACUUUGGAGCAAACAGCUUCUGCAGAUAAAAUAGUGAAGCAAUCCAAAGAUCCUAAAUUAGGACAAAAGAAAUUAAAGAGUAAAAGUAAAAAGUCGAAACAAACGUUCUCCAGCGAAUCUAUUGAAUGCAUAUUGCCAGAAACGUCGGAAGUUCAGGAAAAACCAGUAAAAAUAAGUAGGAAGCGACGCCAUCCAAGCGCCUCCAGUGUAAACAGUGAAGAACCGACGAAGAUUGUUGUAGACAAUACGUACGUUACAACCAAGAGGAAGAUGAAGAAGGUAAAUAAAAAACAUGUCUUGCCAAAUACCAUUGAACCUUCAGCUGGUAAUAUAAAGAACUCAAAACGCUUGCGGAUGAAACCAUCUACAAAAAUGAACUCCGGAUGGGACGUCACAACAAUGUAACUACUCGUAUAUCUACUCUAUUUAUUAAGUAAUAAAAGAGCGUGACAAGAAUUGUCAUUUUCUAUUUACUGAAAGGGUCUUUUUAAUAUCUUAAUUAUUCUCAUCAUUAUAAAGUAUGUUUUGUUCUAAGGCUGAUUACAAUAUAUUUGUUUUUUCAUAA